AUGGGACCCUCAUAUUGUUUUGAAUUACCUCUCAUCCCUUGGUACAGGGGACAAAUUGACAUUGAAACUACUGUCAAUGAAACUGCUUAUGUUAACUGCAUUGGUCUCAGCUCAAAGAGGACAAAGUCUCCACAUGUUGGAUAUCGGUUUAUGAAGGAAGGCGAGACACAGUUUCACUUUCUACUCCCAGAACACAUCAAACAAAGCAGACCUAGAUAUAAACUACCAUCAGUUAUGCUUAAAGCCUACCCCACGGAUAAGACAUUGUGUGUUGUUAGCCAUAUGAAGGAAUACCUAAGGAGGACUAAGCCUCUAAGAGGAGACAGCACAAAGCUUUUCAUAAGCUUUAUGAAACCCCACAAGCAUAUCUCACGAGAAACUCUGUCCCGCUGGAUUAAAACUGUGAUGGAAGCAGCUGGAAAAGAAACUAGUAUUUUCCAUACCCACAGCACAAGGGCAGCUGCCACAUCAAAAGCAAAAGCAGCAUGUGUAACCAUUCAGGAAAUCCUGGACACUGCAGGCUAUAACAAGCCUACAUCUAAUGAACUUACGUUUACUAACUCACCUUUAAAAAGGGAUUAG
Molecule: messenger RNA, 582 nt
Organism: Porites lobata
Lineage: Eukaryota; Metazoa; Cnidaria; Anthozoa; Scleractinia; Poritidae
Source: the annotation of a GenBank genome assembly